This is a messenger RNA of Filobasidium floriforme, 862 nucleotides long. RefSeq lists its product as uncharacterized. Gene Ontology annotation, biological process: peptidyl-proline hydroxylation to 4-hydroxy-L-proline. Lineage: Eukaryota; Fungi; Basidiomycota; Tremellomycetes; Filobasidiales; Filobasidiaceae. The record is from RefSeq and is a predicted model, not a curated record. The transcript has 3 exons. The coding region runs from base 114 to 845 and encodes 243 amino acids. Gene Ontology annotation, molecular function: iron ion binding; L-ascorbic acid binding; procollagen-proline 4-dioxygenase activity. Gene Ontology annotation, cellular component: endoplasmic reticulum.
CUCUGUAGGCAAUAGGCUCUGUUAGUACUUUCGACGAACCACAUGAGCAGAUCACGUAUCUAAAGGGACAGAUAGGAUCGAGAGAUCGAGAUCAACAAUCUAACCCUACCAAAAUGCCAAAACCUGUAAAGAUCACGAAGCCCGCUGCUCAAACAGCUCCUGCUGCUACGCAAAAGGAACAACCCAUCAGAUGGCCGCAACUCCGGCCUAAGAAGGGCCUUACACUCGAGUCUAUCCUUGACGACCAGAUAUACAUCAUUGACAACCUGUUUAGCAAGGAAGAAUGUGAAGCUUUCGUCAGGCUUGGCAAGACGCUCAAGUUGGAGGACCCAAAACCUCCGGGAAAAGAUGAAGCAACGAGGACGAAUUUCCGUUUCCAGACGUACGACACCACCCUCUCCACCACCCUUCAAACCCUCCUCACACCUUACAUAUCGGGACCAUCUUCCCCCUUCUCACACCCAACCCCACCUAAAUCUCUCUACCCGAAAAUCAGGAUGUAUCAUUACCCCCCAUCCACAUUUUUCGGGCCGCAUUUCGACGAGAGCACCAAGGACCCGGUCACGGGCUUACGAUCACGUUGGACGCUCUUGAUCUACCUUACCGGCGCAAUUAGUGACAACGACGACGAUAACGAUGAUGGCAGUAGUCAUGUGGACGGCGGCUCGACGAUAUUCUGGACCAAAGAACCUAAUCGCAAAGGAAAAGGCGGAGAAUCCUUGAGCGUGCAAUUGAGAGCCGGACGGGCGGUCUUGCAUAAACACGGGGAUGAUUGUCUCUUACACGAAGGAGAGGUCGUGAGGAGUGGGGACAAGUGGAUCUUGAGGUCGGAUUUGAUGUAUUGAUCGAGAGAUACAGUGUG